Molecule: messenger RNA, 312 nt
Organism: Centropristis striata (black sea bass)
Lineage: Eukaryota; Metazoa; Chordata; Actinopteri; Perciformes; Serranidae
Product: cystatin-B-like
Exons: 3
Coding region: 1-312 (103 amino acids)
Cellular component (GO): cytosol
Molecular function (GO): cysteine-type endopeptidase inhibitor activity
Source: RefSeq, a predicted model, not a curated record
AUGGCAAACAUAAGCUGUGGUGGAUGGAGUGGGACGCAGGACGCCACUAAGGAAACUCAGAAGAUAUGUGAUCAGGUGAAGGCCCAAGUGCAGAAAACGACAGGCAACAACUACAGGGUCUACGUAGCAGUUAAAUACAGGAAUCAGAUCGUGGCAGGAGUAAACUUCAGCAUCAAGGUUCAUGUUGGAGGAGAGGACUACAUUGAUCUGAGUGUCUUCCAAGAACUUCUGUGUAAUGGAGGAAAGGCUGAGCUGCGCGGUGUGGAGCAGCACAGAACCAAAGACUCCCCCCUCGAACCUUUUGUAAACUGA